This is a messenger RNA of Spirodela intermedia, 458 nucleotides long. The record is from the annotation of a GenBank genome assembly. Lineage: Eukaryota; Viridiplantae; Streptophyta; Magnoliopsida; Alismatales; Araceae.
AUGAAGAACUCGACAUGGGGGGCAUAUAAAGAGGAAGUCAACGGGAGGAGGGGUUCUUCUUCCAUGGGCGGCGGCUUUCAGACGAUCAAGAAGGUGGUCAGCAAGGUGGACAUCGCGAGGAGCAGCAGCAGGACGAACCUCUCCGUGACCAGCGCGAGCCCCGACGAGAUGUUGUGAGCGUUGACUGUGAAGACCUCUCCUGUUCGAUCGUCCUGCACUCUGAUGCUCGAAGAACCUGCAGGCAGCCGCGGAUCAUCAUCAGACUAAUUUAUCCUUAAUUGUCUGUUCAUGGGCAGAGAUUUUCCUUUAAAAUUUCCUGGUUUUCCCAUUUUCCAAAUAAAGAGCGACAAAUGAUCGCUACCCACGGGGAAAAUAAAUGCCGGGAGGCACAGACUUUUCCCGUUAAGUGCUCUAUUAUUUUAUUUAUAAAAUAUAAAAAAGAGGAAAUAAAAAAAUAA